Messenger RNA from Schistocerca nitens (vagrant locust), 1407 nucleotides. RefSeq names its product lachesin-like. Lineage: Eukaryota; Metazoa; Arthropoda; Insecta; Orthoptera; Acrididae. The record is from RefSeq and is a predicted model, not a curated record. Bases 1 to 1407 code for a protein of 468 amino acids. Gene Ontology annotation, cellular component: neuron projection. The transcript has 10 exons.
AUGUUUGAGGAAGGGAGCCAGGGUCGUUUCGGCCGGGCCAUUUCAUUUCCUUAUCAGGAGCCCGUUCCCCUCGGGCCUGUGACAAGUAUUCCGGUCACGCGCCGGUCGUCCCCUGCAGCCGCGCGCGCGGGCGCCCGCAACACAAGCCGCAGCUGCUGCGCAGAGCGCGUGCGCACAAGCCAGAUAACGCGACGCGACACCGUUCUGAUUUAUACGGCCGAGCUGCGGUCACGGAUGCGGAACAGGGAAUGGGUCCCUCCAAUUAGAGCAAAGAGCAAACCAAAGAAGGGCUAUGGUCGCAGCAGUGAUGAUGUCAUUAGAGAUGGAGCAGCCUUCCAGCCAGAGUUCGCGGCGCCCCUGGCCAACCUGACGGUGGCAGUGGGCCGGGACGCCACCUUCACGUGCCAGGUUCGACACCUGGGGGGCUACAGGGUGGGCUGGGUGAAGGCAGACACGAAAGCCAUCCAGGCGAUCCACGACCACGUGAUCACACACAACCCGCGUGUAUCUGUCUCGCACGACGACCACUCAACGUGGAACCUGCACCUCCGCAACGUGCAAGAGGAAGAUCGCGGCCAGUACAUGUGUCAAGUCAACACUGACCCCAUGAAGAGUCAGAUGGGCACUCUGCACGUGGUGGUACCGCCGGACUUCAUCGCGGAGGACACUUCCGGGGACAUGGUGGUACCCGAGGGCGGCACGGUGAGGCUGACGUGCCGCGCACGUGGUCACCCCGCUCCGCACGUGCAGUGGCGGCGCGAGGACAGCGCCGACCUGGUCGUCAAGGAUCCCUCCGGCAUCAAGACCAGGGUGCCCAUAUACCAGGGAGAGGUACUGAAGUUGACCAAGGUGUCCCGCUCAGAGAUGGGGGCGUACCUGUGCAUCGCGUCCAACGGCGUACCCCCGUCUGUCAGCAAGCGAGUCAUGGUCAACGUGCACUUCCACCCAGUGAUUCAGGUGCCGAACCAGCUGGUUGGUGCGCCGCUGGGCACUGACGUCACCCUGGAGUGCAACGUGGAAGCCUCUCCGACGUCCAUCAACUACUGGGUGAGGGACACUGGAGAGAUGCUGAUCUCCAGCGAGAAGUACGAGGUGAAGACGGUGAGCAAGUCCAUGUUCGAGACCAGGAUGGUGCUGGUGGUGCGCAACUUCCAGGAGAAGGACCUGGGCUCCUACCGCUGCGUCGCCAAGAACUCACUGGGGGAGGUGGAGUCCAGCAUACGUCUGUACGAGAUCCCGGGCCCGACGAGGCGCGUCUACCCGUACGAGCGGGACGAGUACGUGGACCAGUACGGCUCCGCGGAGGAAGAGCUCGACCUAGACGGCGGCUACGCCCCCGGCGCCGGUGCCGUAAAUAGCCGUGGUAGACAUACAAAAUACAUGCUCGUCUUCUUCCUGGGCGUAUGA